Messenger RNA from Abrus precatorius (Indian licorice), 829 nucleotides. RefSeq names its product mediator of RNA polymerase II transcription subunit 22a-like. NCBI's taxonomy places the organism in Eukaryota, Viridiplantae, Streptophyta, Magnoliopsida, Fabales, Fabaceae. The coding region runs from base 74 to 541 and encodes 155 amino acids. Gene Ontology annotation, cellular component: mediator complex. The transcript is spliced from 3 exons. The record is from RefSeq and is a predicted model, not a curated record. Gene Ontology annotation, molecular function: transcription coregulator activity. Gene Ontology annotation, biological process: regulation of transcription by RNA polymerase II.
AAAACAAACUGGCGAGGGGGUUCAAAGUGGGUAAUUGGUUGGAACUGUUGAUCCAUCUGCGGCAGAAGAGAGAAUGAACAAAGGAGGGUUGGGGAGUGGUGGCGCUGCCGGAAGCGGCCCCACAGCGGCGGCAGCGGCGGCGGCGACUCAGAAGCAGAAGGCGCUGUUGCAGAGAGUGGAAGGUGACAUCGCCAAUAUUGUGGACAAUUUCAGCCACCUUGUCAAUGUUGCCAGUGUAAAUGAUACACCAGUCAGAAAUUCACAGGAAGCUUUUAUGAUGGAGACACGUGCUGCUAGGAUGGUCCAGGCAGCUGAUUCUCUACUUAAGUUGGUAUCGGAGCUGAAGCAGACUGCCAUAUUUUCAGGAUUUGCUUCUCUUAACGAUCAUGUAGAACAAAGAAGGGUUGAAUUUAACCAGCUGGCUGAGAAAACAGACCGCAAUUUAUCUAGAAUUGGAGAGGAAGCUGCUGCUAUUCUGAAAGAACUUGAAUCUCAUUAUUCUUCUUCUGCACAGAAGACUACGCAAAACCAGCAAACAUAGUUGAGAAUCUAUCAAUGUAGUUGCACCUAUCAGUUGAUGGAAGAUACUUUUCUAGUAUAAACGUAGGUUUUUUUUUUUUCCUUGUUAAUUUCUUCGUUUGGAUGACUGUAAUACAGGACUGGAUAGUAGAAACUGUUAUUCCAUUACUGAGAAAAUGGUAAGGAAAUAGCCUUAUGUUGAAUACAAGGAAUGUAUGUAUGGAUGUAUUUGGCAUUGUUGGAUGAGUAAUUAACUGGAAGGGAAAAAAAUCACUGUGCCCUGUUUGAAAUGAUUACUAAUUACUGAGAU